Clunio marinus is the source of this 957-nucleotide messenger RNA. The record is from the annotation of a GenBank genome assembly. Lineage: Eukaryota; Metazoa; Arthropoda; Insecta; Diptera; Chironomidae.
AUGUGGACAAAAACUUGCUUAACUUUGACAUUGCUCUUCGUGGGCCUUUUCAACAAUGUCAGCUCACAAGAACUUUUUGAAGUUCGUUUGUUUUGUGAUUUUGGAAUGUACGCAAUCAACGAUUUUCUUAACUACGCUUGUACCGUGAGAAAUGUUACAUUCGACUUCAGCAAUCCUUUUUAUUACAUCAUCAUCGAAGGUCAACAUGAACCAGGAAGAACAAAUGAAGACGUUGGAAAUUUUAUCAUUCAAAGUUCAAAUGUCAACGCUAUUCCUGCAAAUAUCUUUCAAGUGUUUCCAAACAUUGUAGCUAUUUAUGGAUUUGAUGCUGGUAUAACUGGAAUAAAUCCACCAGAUUUUACCUUCGCUAAUCAGCUGAGAGGGAUUUUCGCUUCAGCGAAUAUCAUGCCAAGACUCACUGGAUCGCCAUUUUUCGUUAGAUCAACAAUAACAGACAUAAGUUUCUACUCCAAUCAAAUAGAAUUUAUUGCAAACACUUUCUUCAUUGGAUUACUAAACUUGCGUUACCUUUCAAUUGAAGGUAACAAUAUUGCAGCUCUAACUCCAGAAAUGAUGGCACCGCUAGUUAGCCUAAGGAAUUUUUACGCUUCCGCCAAUCGAUUUGAGACUCUCAGUGGACGUGUCUUUGCGAAUAAUAGAAAUAUUGAAUUUAUUGGACUGAAUGAAAACAUCAUAAAUGCCAUUGGACCGAAUGCUUUCGAUAAUCUUCCUAACUUAGAAAUCCUUGCAUUAAGUCAAAAUAGUUGCGUCGAUGAAGUAUUCACGAUUAAUGAAGACAUAACAAUUGAAACAGUGAAUCAAUCUCUCCAACAAUGCUUUAACAAUUCAGUGCCGGAACCUCCAAGAACAAGAACUCUUCUGUUUGAAGUUCGAGGAAAUAUGACAUUCUUUGAUGAAUACAAUGAUGAACUUCUUCGUAUUGAAGGUCGCUGGUGA